Molecule: messenger RNA, 810 nt
Organism: Octopus sinensis (East Asian common octopus)
Lineage: Eukaryota; Metazoa; Mollusca; Cephalopoda; Octopoda; Octopodidae
Exons: 1
Coding region: 1-810 (269 amino acids)
Source: RefSeq, a predicted model, not a curated record
AUGGACAACCAAGUUGUGGAACUCAUAUACGCGGAUGAUCUUGAUUUUAUUGCGGAGGAUCGGAAAUUAAUAAAAAUUAUUAUGGAGAAAGCAGGAACAAUUUUCGAUAAAUGGUCACUCAAAGUCAAUGAAGAGAAAACCGAAAUAACCAUCAUCGAACGUAUGCCAACUCUCAUAGAUGAGAAGUGGCGAAACGUCCGAAAACUCGGAUCUCUUCUUGGCGAUUCCGAAGAUAUUACCAGACGAAAAAUAUUAUCAACAAUUGCACUUAAAAAACUUCAAUCUAUCUGGAUGAGAAAAAACCAAAUUUCGACUAAGAUGCGCCUACGAUUAUAUGAUGCAUUUGUCCGACCUGUCCUCAUUUACAACGCAGGUACUUGGGGAACAUCAAAGAAAAACAUAGAGCAACUUGACUCUUUCCACAGGGGUCAACUGAGAAAACUCCUCGGCUAUUCGUGGCCGAAGAAAAUAUCAAAUGAUAAAUUAUACAGGUUAGCUAACUGUGGGCCUAUAAGUCUAAAUAUACCUGAAACCCGCUGGCGCCUGUUUGGACAUAUUUUACGAAUGAAGAAAGAAACAUCUUGCAAUAUGGCCAUGGAAGAAUUUUUCGGCCAUACUGAAUACUCUAAAUAUAGAGGACGUCCAAGAGACUGUCUUCCGGGAAUACUUACGAAGGAAUAUGGUAUGAUCGGAGGCCGAUUGAUGGAUGCAAACGAUCUAAACGAAAUCGGAAAGAGGGCAAGACGACGGAAGGGAUGGAAGGGGCUAACGACAAGAAUAGUUAAAAACAUGGCACAAGCGAAACCAUAA